This is a messenger RNA of Coregonus sp. 'balchen', 5568 nucleotides long. NCBI's taxonomy places the organism in Eukaryota, Metazoa, Chordata, Actinopteri, Salmoniformes, Salmonidae. The record is from the annotation of a GenBank genome assembly.
AUGGAGCAUGUGCUGAACUCGCUGGAGAAGGUCAUUCUCACCAUCUUCCUCUCCAUCAUCAUCAUCAUGACUGUACUGGGAAACCUGCUGGUGAUGGUGGCGCUCUGCAAGGACAGACAUCUUCGGUAAGCACACUUCCUGUUGACAUGUAGGUCACACCCUGUCAAAUCAAAGGCUUUUUCUAAUUUGGGCAAAAGUCCAUGCUCCACCCUCUCUCCUCUGUCCUCUCUCCUCCGUGACCCAGAAACCGAUAAGUGGUCAAGUAGCGAAUGGAAAAGUGUAUAGUCAUGUGUAUCCUUCCUAAGUCCUUUGUGGAAGAGUUUUGAAAUCUGCCACAUCCACUUUGAAUCAGCUUUUGUUUUUUGUCGAAGGAGAAAAUCAUGCACACGUUUAAAAACAAUAUGCUACUUAUCCUUUUAUCUAUAAAAUGUAUUUCACAACUAACGUAAAAAAAAAAGAUCAUUGCACACAUUUAUUUGGGGAUCCACCCCUGUAAACGUACUUUGCCUGAUGACGCGCGAGUGGAGAAGUCAUUUCAUACAAUUUUCAUACAAGCGCAUUUUCGUCUACGUUCCCUCGCCUCGCCGCCUCUCCACGAUUAACUUUGACCCUUUUCAAAAGGAGGCGAGAGGACGGAGGAGAGAGGACGCAGGAGCAAAUCCAAUUGAGAAAAGGCCUAAGUGCUCAGAGGAAGAAAUGUGACCCCUUUAAAGCACAACAAAAAAUGUGGGCUUGUAGAAAAAAAGAAGGAAGGGAAGCGUUGCUAAGGUACACAAUAGUAGGUUUCGUAGACAGAAGGUGCUCUAUGGUAAAAGGGGUAAAUUAGUAAUCAAAAAGAAAGGAGGACCAAGGCACUCUUCAUAUAAUUAAUUAAAAUGCCUUUAUUGGAAUGGCAUGUUCAAUUGAAACAAAGUUUAAAAACUGUGUGCUGUUGGGGGUACUCAAGGGCUGGAGUUGGGAACCACUGCUUUAGAGUGAUUGACAGACUGGUAAAUAUGCCACCUUCUGGCUAUUGGGUGACAAACAAAGCAGCUGUUCUCACAUUAGACACUGGCAUUGUUUCUGUCAUGUUCUAUCUUUAUGCGGUAUGGUAUUAAAGAGUUAUGAGAAAAAAAGGUUGUUCUGUCUAGUGCAGAUCAGUCGACAAUUCUCAUGCGCCUUUCUGGAAAUUCAUGAAAAUGCUUUUGUUCCCCUUCUCCCUCAAGGAAGAAGAAGACCAACUACUUCAUAGUGUCAUUGGCGUUUGCAGACCUCCUGGUUGCUGUGGUUGUCAUGCCGUUUGCAGCCAUUGAGCUGACCACAGGUCAAUGGAGGUAUGGGGAGAUAUUCUGUCUGGUCAGGACCUCGUUGGAUGUGUUUCUGACCACUGCAUCUAUCCUACACCUGUGCUGCAUAGCACUGGACAGGUGAGCAAUGAACAUAGUGAAAAACAUCCCUUCACUUUGGAAAUUAUUGCAAAACUAUUGCAAACUGUUUCCACACACCCCAUCCCAGUCACCUUGAUGCAUCCAUUCAGCCUAAUAGCCGUACACCUUUGUGAGCACCCAGCUGUGUGUUAGCAUUAGCACGUGCCUUGGAGGGCCCUUCUCUAGCACCUCUCUGUCCAUAAGCAUAUGUCAGCCUGUCAUGGCUGAUACAUCAGCUAUGUUGUCCUGUCCUGCACCUGCCCCAUACAGUCAAGUCACUGCUAGCUCACCCCCUCGCUCCAAACACAAAUCUAAUGUAUGCUUCUCCACGUGCCCCCAACCUCCAGUGGGCCCCAAACCAAUUAUUAUUAUUUUUCAUUUGGGGGAGUUUGUGGGCCCCUUGUAGGUCCGUGUGCCCCCCCCCCCCCCCCCCCCCCCCCCCCCCCCCCCCCCCCCCCCCCCCAAUGGAUGUGACAGGGCUUGCUAACUAUCACGGAUUACAAAAGGAAAUCCAGCAGCGAGCUGCCCAUCGACGCAAGCCUACCAGACAAGCUAAAUACCUUUUAUACUCGCUUCGAGGCAAGCAUUCCCUGAACCAUGCAUUAGAGCACAAGCUGUUCUGGACAACUGUUUGAUCUUGCUCUCCGUAGCCGAUGUGAGUAAGACCUUUAAACAGGUUAACAUUUGCAAGGCCGCUGGGCCACACGGAAUACCAGGGCGUGUAUUCAGAGCAUGUGCUGACCAGCUCGCAAGUGUCUUCACUGACAUUUUCAACCUAUCCCUGACCCGGUCUGUAAUACCAACUUCUUUCAAGCAGACCACCAUAGUCCCCAUGCCCAAAAACGCUAAGGUAACCUGCCUAAAUGACUAUCGCCGAGUAGCACUCAUAUCUAUAGCCAUGAAAUGCUUUGAAAGGUUGGUCAUGGCUCACAUCAACACCAUCAUCCCAGACACCCUGGACCCACUCCAAUUCACAUACCAGCCCAACAGAUCCACUGAUGAUGCAAUCUCUAUUGCACUCCACACUGCCCACACUGUUAAUUGACUACAGCUCAGAAUUCAACACCAUAGUGCCCACCAAGCUCAUCACCAAGCUCAGGACCCUGGGACUGAACAUCUCCCUCUGCAACUGGAUCCUGGACUACUCGACGGGCCACCCCUAGGCGGUGAGGGUAGGCAACAACACAUCCGCCAUGCUGACCAUCAACACGGGGACCCUCAGGGGUGUGUGCUUAGUCCCCUCCUGUAUUCCCUGUUCACCCACGACUGCGUGGCCGCGCAAGACUUUGCUGAUGUCAAAACAGUGGUAGCACUGAUCACCGACGACGAUUAAGCAGCCUAUAGGGAGGAGGUCAGAGACCUGGCAGUGUGGUGCCAGGACAACAACCUCUCCCUCAACGUCAGCAAGACAAAGGAGCUGAUCGUGGACUACAGGAAACGGAGGGGUGAGCACGACCCCAUCCACAUCAAUGGGGCUGCCGUGGAGAUGGUCAAGAGUUUCAAGUUACUCUGUGUCCACAUCACUAAGGAAUUAACAUGGUCCACACACACCCACACAGUUGUGAAAAGGGCACGACAGCUGUCUGCAGGAGCGAACCAUUUUCGUGAACGGGGUGGUGUACCUAAUAAACUGGCCACUGAGUGCAUGUCCAAAAUAACAUGGUUGCUGUGGUAGAACGUUUAUUUUGAUUGGUGAUUUUGUGCAUUUGUCAAAAUCCCAUCAGGUAGAGUGACUUCAGAUAUGUAAUGUAAACAAGAUUAUUAGGAAAUUGUUCUUCUUCCACAGCAUGUAAACAUUUAAAUCAAACUAUUAUAUUAAUCUGACUAUUCACAAUCAUCGUAUUAUUGUGUGCCGACCGUGUUCUUAUUGGUCAGUCACCGGGAUCGGCUCAUAACACUAGCCACACUACACAAUAAAGGCAAAAGAAAUUCGGACACUGCUAGAACUUUGUCGGAGCCUACGACCACACGUAGUGGUACUUAAUCGGUAGUCCUAGACCCUGCCUAGACAAUCGUUUACAAUUUAAUCAGAAAAGAUUUGGCAUGGGCGCUCAGAUCCUCAAAAAGUUCUACAGCUGCAACAUUGACAACAUCUUGACUGGCUGCAUCACUACUUGGUACGGCAACUGCAGGCACCUGACCGCAAGGCGCUACAGAGGGUGGUGAGUACUGCCCAGUACAUCACUGGGGCAGAGUUCCCUACCAUCCAGGACCUCUACACCAGGCUGUGUCAGAGGAAGGCCCAAAAAAUUGUCUAAGACUCCAGCCACCUAAAAGCCUUUGCAGUUAGCUGUCUUAUGCCCCGAUUUUGUCGUCCCAGACAAAAUGUCCAUGUCGUGGGUAAAUUCUUACAUUGUAAACGAUUGUCGGACGUCUUGGCUUGUUCAGUGUGACAGGGUCUAAGUCUACCGAUUAAGUACCAAUUUCCUUUGCCUAUAUUGUGUAGUGUGGCUGGUGUUGGUGUUACGAGCCGAUUCCGGUGACUGACCAAUAAGAACACAGUCAGCACACAAUAAUACGAUUAUUGUGAAUUGUCAGAUUAAUAUAAUAGUUUGAUUUAAUUAGGUACACCACCCCGUUCACGAAAAUGGUUCGCUCGUGCAGAUAGUGAGUCACAUGGCCGUGGCUUGCUAUAUAAAGCAGGCAGACAGGCAUUGAGGCAUUCAGUUACUGUUCGAUUGAACGUUAGAAUGGGCAAAACGUGUGACCUAGGUGACUUUGAGCAUGGUAUGAUCAUCGGUGCCAGGCGCGCCGGUUCCAGUAUCUCAGAAACGGACGGCAUCCUGGGCUUUUCACGUACGACAGUGUCUAGGGUUUACUGUGAAUGGUGCGACAAACAAAAAACAUCCAGUCAGCGGCAGUCCUGUGGGCAAAAACAGCUUGUUGAUGAGAGGUCGAAGGAGAAUGGCAAGAACCGUGCAAGCUAACAGGUGGGCCACAACAAUGGUGCGCAGAAUGGCAUCUUGGAACGCACAACUUGUCAGUCCUUCUCACGGAUGGGCUAUUGCAGCAGACGACCACACCGGGUUCCAUUCCUAUCAGUUAAAAACAAGAAGAAGCGGCUCCAGCGGGCACGCGAUUACUAAUACUGGACAAUUGAGGAGUGGAAAAACAUUGCCUGGUCCGACGAAUCCCAGUUCCUGUUGCGUCAUGCUGAUGGCAGAGUCAGGAUUUGGCGUAAGCAGCAUGAGUCCAUGGCCCCAUCCUGCCUGGUGUCAACGGUACAGGCUGGUGGUGGCGGUAGUGUAAUGGUGUGGGGAAUGUUUUCCUGGCACACGUUAGGUCCCUUGAUAUCAAUUGAGUAACGUUUGAAUGCCACACCUUGUAGAAUCCAUGCCCUGAAGAUUUCAGGCAGUUCUGGAGGCAAAGGGGGGUCUGACCCGGUACUAGAUUGGUGUUCCUAAUAAACGGGCCACUGAGUGUAUAACGUUUGUGAAAACUAUUUCAUGCAUAUUUUCAGUUUUUCCGAACUCACUUCACUCGCGCAUAAGCAUAGAGUGAGGCUUGCGCUGCUGGUGCUGGCACAUGCGUAGAUCAAAUACCCCGCUGCAGUUGACGUAGCCUACGUCGGCUGACAUAGACUCUCUUUUGAACUAACUUUCUUGCACUGACUCUAUGCACACACACUGGACUCUACCCACACCCUCACACAUACUUACAUUGACACCCCAACACACACAUAUACACACACGCACACACACUACAUACACCUACACACACAUAACACACGCACACAUGCAUACUGACGCCACACACACACACUUUCACUUUACCCCUACUAUAUGUACAUAGCUACCUCAAUUACCACAUACCCCAGCACAUCGACUCGGUACUGGUACUCUCUGUACUGUAUAUAGCCAUGUUAUUUUUACUCGUUAUUGUUAUUCGUUAUUCACUGUGUAUUUAUUCCUCGUGUCACUAUUUCUAUAAAAUAAUAAUAUCUUUAACUCUGCAUUGUUGGAAAAGGACCCGUAAGUAAGCAUUUCACUGUUAGUCUACACCUGUUGUUUACGAAGCAUGUGACAAAUAAAAUGUCAUUUGAUUUGAUUUGAAAACUGCAAAAUUCUCCCUCAGCCUCAUGGCAAAAUGUGUAGAAUAGCAGGAAAUUAACUUUAAAACUGCUAUAUUUUUUCUCAGCCUCAUGGCAAAAUGUGAACAAUAG